AUGAGCAAGACGACUACCCGGGCUUUGGCCAGGGAAAAUGUUCUUUCGAGACGUGAGAUUGAAGGCAUGAUUGCCGACAACAAAUCGAUCAUCAUCAUUGACGGUAAAGUGCUUAGACUGGAUUGCUGGAUCAAAUUCCACCCCGGCGGCGCCUUGGCUAUCAAGCACAUGAUAGGCAAAGAUGCCACAGACGAAGUGAACGCACUACAUUCACAGGAAGCACGUCAGCGCAUGAACAAAUUCCAGAUCGGAUCAAUCGAGGGAAGAUGGACCAACUUUCUUCCUCCUAUCCAAGGUGGCCACUUCCGCCACUAUAACGGAGAUGAGGUAGAAGAGGAGGACAUUUCGACUUCAGACCUAUCAAAUGACGACGAGGAGCUUUCACCCCCGCCAUCGCCAAUUUUUGAAGCAGAAGACGUUGGGUUAAGACGCCGACGAUCGAUAUCGACCAUAUCCUCAGCGGUCAGCAUCAUUCCUCCGCCACCAGCAGAAACCAAAGGAGGGUAUGUGAUGGAUGCGCGGACCCAGGACGAGAUUCAGUUGGAUUCAUCCAAGUACCCUCCUCUCACUGCCGAACACCAAGAAAACAUCACCCAAAAAUACCGUCAGCUCAACGAGCGCAUCCGUGCAGCCGGACUUUACAAUUGCAACUACUCUGCCUACGCCAUCGAAAUAUGUCGAUACAGCCUCCUGUUCGGUCUCUUCGUUUUCUUUUUGAAACGGUCUUGGUUCUGCCUGUCCGGCUUCUUCCUGGGAUGCUUUUGGCAUCAACUAGUCUUCUCGGCCCAUGAUGCCGGCCACAUGGGUAUCACUCACAACUUCCAAGUCGAUACUGUCAUCGGGAUGAUCAUUGCGGACUACCUAGGUGGACUUAGUCUAGGGUGGUGGAAGCGAAGCCAUAAUGUCCACCAUAUCGUGACGAAUGCCCCAGAACACGAUCCCGACAUUGAAUUGAUGCCCUUCUUCGCUCUAUCACACCGCUUUUUUGGUAGCCUGCGCAGCACCUACUACGAUCGGAUCAUGGAAUACGAUGCGGUGGCUCAGCUUACCGUCAAGUAUCAACACUAUCUAUAUUACCCAAUUCUCCUCUUCGGCCGCUUCAACCUCUACUUCUUGAGCUGGGAACAUAUCUAUGUCGGCCGUGGCCCUCGGCACGGUGCUGGCUGGUGGCACCGUUGGUUUGAGCUGGCUGGUCAGAUUUUCUUCUGGACCUGGUUUGGCUAUGGGGUUGUCUAUCUCAGCAUUCCGGACUGGUGGAGUCGGAUCGCCUUCGUCCUGAUUUCUCACAUUGUUACUGCACCGCUGCAUGUGCAGAUUACUCUUUCUCACUACGCAAUGUCCACUGCCGAUCUCGGUCCUCUCGAGUCCUUUCCGCAAAAGAUGCUCCGGACAACCAUGGACGUGGACUGUCCAUCCUGGUUGGACUUCUUCCACGGCGGACUCCAAUUCCAGGCCAUUCAUCAUUUAUAUCCCCGCAUUCCUCGCCAUAACCUGCGCAAGACGCAGCAAUUUGUGAAGGAGUUCUGUGAGGAUGUGAAGAUUCCGUACGCUGUCUUUACCUUUUACGAUGGUAACAAGGAAGUUAUCGGUCGACUCGGACAUGUCGCCAAGCAGGCAAGGAUCUUGGAAGAGUGCCGAAAGGCGUGUGCAGAGCAAGGUGUCUUUGCUGACCACCACCAUUCACACUGA
This is a messenger RNA of Penicillium cinerascens, 1689 nucleotides long. RefSeq names its product fatty acid desaturase. Gene Ontology annotation, molecular function: oxidoreductase activity, acting on paired donors, with oxidation of a pair of donors resulting in the reduction of molecular oxygen to two molecules of water. Gene Ontology annotation, biological process: lipid metabolic process. The transcript is spliced from 2 exons. Gene Ontology annotation, cellular component: membrane. NCBI's taxonomy places the organism in Eukaryota, Fungi, Ascomycota, Eurotiomycetes, Eurotiales, Aspergillaceae. The coding region runs from base 1 to 1689 and encodes 562 amino acids. The record is from RefSeq and is a predicted model, not a curated record.